Molecule: messenger RNA, 4164 nt
Organism: Plutella xylostella (diamondback moth)
Lineage: Eukaryota; Metazoa; Arthropoda; Insecta; Lepidoptera; Plutellidae
Source: RefSeq, a predicted model, not a curated record
UUUACUUCAGUCAAUUCGUCAUAAUUUUAAUAGUUUAUUUUGUGUUUAAAAUCAUGAAACUUUUAAAAUUUCUUAUUAAUAAAUGUAAAAGAAAAGCUGCUACGAAAUAAAGUAACGGAAAUUAUGAAAGAAAAUGGAGAGCUCCGUUAAAACUGAGUCCCCAAGUUGUGCCGGGUGCCUGAAUAACAUAGGAAAUAGUGAUUAUGUGUCAGCGCUUAACCAGGAAUGGCACAAAGACUGCUUUAGAUGUUCUGUGUGUGACGUGCAGCUGUCCAGCUGGUACCUGGAGAAGGGUGGUCUUUUGUUCUGUCAGCGCGACUACUGGGCGCGCUUUGGCGAGCUCUGCCAGCAAUGCGACCAGGUGAUGACGGGCCCGGUGAUGGCGGCGGGGCGGCACCGCUUCCAUCCAGAGUGCUUCUCGUGCGCGAGCUGCGGCGCCCACAUCGAGCCCGGCGAGCCCUACGCGCUGCGGGAGCGCUCCCAGCUGUACUGCGGCACGUGCUACAGCAACAGUGUGAACGCUCAGUCGGAGCGGCGGCACGCCAUCCGCGUGGUGGAGGGCGUCCCACGCCACGUGGCGCUGCGGCCGCGCGGGGACCACCUCGCCGUCACGAGCAUCGACCCUGCCUGCGGGCUACUAGCGCUUCAAGUCGGGGACCGCGUGUGGGAGAUCGACGGCGCGCCCGUCAGGGACAAGUCUGCUCGGGAGGUGCAGGAGCUACUGGCAGACCCCGACCGGGUUUUACAGUUGACCGUGGAACACAACCCGCUAUCAGAACCUCCAACGCCGGACGAGUCUCCACCAAUCACAGCGCAGCAGGAGGAAACGAGACAGAACAUUCCAGAUGAAAGCAUUCCGCGUGAGGGAGCGAGACAGACGCAGACUGAGGAUAGUAGUGCUAGGGAGGUAGAAGAUGGUGCUGGAAAAAGAGAGAGGCUGUUUAAACGGAAAGGCGACGCCGGGGCGCGGCGCGUGAUGAAGCGGCGGCAGGCGCCGGCGUCGCCGCUGCUGAGGGACAAGGAGCGCAGCACCAGCAUGCCCAAGCUGCUCGACAACGUGGACAGCGGCGCGGAGGCGGCGGGCGGCGUGCUGGGCGACUUAGCGCGCUGCCGCUCCUUCCGCGCCGAGCCCGCCCCCGGGCAGAAGGUGUUCCGAGCCUGCGACCUCGUGCAGGGCGAGCUCCUAGGCACGGGCUUCUUCGGCUCGGUGUACAAGGUGACGCAUCGCCUCACGCACGAGGUGAUGGUGCUGAAGCAGCUGCACCGCGUGGACGAGGCCGCGCAGAGGAACUUCCUCAAGGAGGUGGCAGUUCUCCGUUCACUGAAACACUCGAACGUGCUCCGCUUCAUCGGAGUCCUCUACAAGGACAAGCGGCUGCACCUCGUGACCGAGUACGUGGCCGGCGGCACGCUGCACGAGAAGCUGCACGACAAGUCCACCCCGCUCCCCUGGCUGACGCGGGUGCGGUUCGCGCGCGACGUGGCCGCGGGCGUGGGGUAUCUGCACCGCAUGAACAUCAUACACAGAGACCUCAACUCACACAACUGUCUGGUUAGAGAGGACAACACGGUGAUAGUGGCGGACUUCGGCCUCGCUCGCAUCGUGCAGCGCACCGCCAGCAACACGCUGGAGCGACGCCGCCCGGGGCAGGCGCCGCGGCGGAAGAGAUACACUGUGGUGGGCAACCCGUACUGGAUGGCCCCGGAGAUGAUGAACGGCAAGGUGUACGACGAGAAGGUCGACGUGUUCUCCUUCGGGAUCAUACUCUGUGAGAUCAUAGGCCGCGUGUCAGCCGACCCGGACUUCCUCCCCCGCCGCUCGGACUUCGGCCUCAACGAGUCAUUAUUCCGAGCUCAGUUCUGCGCCUCCUGCCCCGAGCCGCUGUACCGGGUGGCCGCGCUCGCCUGCCAUCUCGACCCGGAGCACAGACCACCAUUCGAAGUGCUAGAAAUCUGGCUGGAAACCCUCGUGAUGCUCCUCUCUAACCCCUCCUCUGUCCACACGAACCUACUAGCAGACAUCUUGCAGUACUCACAGCGCCACACCGGCCGUGGCACGCCCGACUGCUGUCAAAAUGACAGCUGCUGUCACACCGACGGCUGCUGUCAACAAUCUGAGAGCUGUGGUCAGCAUACUGACAGCUGCUGUCAGUGUAGAGACUCCCGCGCCUCGCCCCGGUGUUGCCAAGCGCGGGGAGAGGGCUGCGGGAGCGGGGGUAUAUUCUGUGAAGACACGUGUUGCUAUGGGUGUCGCGGGUUGAGGAGGUCGCCUAGUAAAGUUGCUAGUGUCGAGUUGGAUGGUCAAGAGGGUGUUUUUAAGUCUCAAUCCAACGCCUCCCUACUGUCACCCCCGCCGCCGCCGCCGGGGCGCGCGCUGGGCAAGUGCGUGUCGGCGAGCCACAUCUGCCCGCGCCGCGUCGUCACCGUCAGCCUCAGCCGCAGCCAGAACGCACUGUGCCACGCCACCGCCGGCUACAUACUGCGCAAUGACGGCAACAACAUUAAUAUAACUAAGGUAGAUGAUAUUUCGGAGUGGUUAGACCCACCGCCGCUGAAAAGGACUAGUCCGGAUAGUGCGUUGAAUGUUGAUAGUGAGAAUAAGAGCAGGAAGGUGGAGGAGGAUUUGUUGUUGCCGCCGUUUUUGAGGAACCAGUCGGUUGAGGGUUUAGAGAGUAAGUCGAAGGCGGAGAUUGAUGCGCCGUUGCCGUUCUGCAGACACUUCUCUAUACCGGACCACUGCGAGGUGAGUAAGGAAGAUAGCGACUCGUCGGAUGAAGACGUCGACACGUGGUAUAGGAGCGUCAAGAUGAUGGAUAAAAUGGAGCUCGAUCAGCCGAAAAACGUGCUUGCGGCCAUAGUGAAGAAGGGCGAGAAUCUGCUAGGAAGGAAAGCCGGUUAUGAUGUUUCGCAAGUGCAAUUACGCAAUCCGGAGUGCGAAAGAAAGAUCCCAGAGGUGGAUCGGCGAAGGUUCAAUAUAGACGAGGUAAAUAAAAACUCAUUAAUGGCACAGGGUAUUAAAAACUUGCCGAAAACCGUUCCGGUUGCGACGAAGCCAGUAGAAAAAUCCAACUUUUUCUCUAAGAAACUUAUGUCGCCGAAAUUCAGUAGAUUGUUCAAACCAAACACUAGUGAAGUUGUUAGAAAGAACGCGCCCACAGAUGAAAACAAGGAGGAGAAAUCCAAAAGCAAGUUCUUCAUACAAAGGCCGGCCUCCCCCAGCAAUAUAACCCGGUCGAGUUACCGAGUGCGCCCUAUCGACGAUACCUACACUGAAAACAGCAAAAAAGACGGCAAAAGUCACAAAAAUGUGAAAGAAUCCAAUGUACUUAAGAGUGACCUGAAACUGGCCAGUAUGGGCAAGCCCAUGACGCCCAUAUUCCGUAGAAACAUCGUCAACACAGACUUUGCAGACGGGCGCUUCAGUUACCGACGUCCAAAGUAUGACCACACAGGCAACGAACACAAAAUCGAUUUCAGCAAACAUCGCACUAGCGCACCACUAACUACUGAGAGACUUAAACUAGGGCCGUUAGUUAGAAGCCCACCGACCUCCAACUUACCCGCUCUAGCCACCGUGGUGGAGAAAAACCGGGAAAAAAUCAUCCAUGUUACCGUAGACCCAAACCUACCCACGAAGUGUGGUUCUAAAGAUUUGCAUAAAAAACGCGAGCCCGGAAUCUCAAGGAGUAACUACGUGAGUUUAGCGAAUCUCAAGAUUAAUAACAAGGGGAAAGAAUUGGAAAAGGCUGCGGAUAACAAAUCUAGGGACAGUCUAAGCGACGAUUCGCUGGUCGAAAGAGUUCUUUAAAGACAUCCCUAAAUAUAUUACCAUAGUACUUGGCCCCUCAGAAUGACAAUGCUGAGAGGGGUAUGAUUUCUUUACCCCAAACUAUUGUACCAAGUGUAAAAAGACUUCGGACGUCGCUAUUCCAUAUAAAGACAAAUUAUAAACGCAAUAUUCGUAACCUUAAAUACCAUACCUACUCUUGCCACGUGAUACCGAAUUAUACAUCUGUUGUGUUUGUAUGUACUUACUGUAGUAAACAUUUAUUGGAACAUUAUUAAGUAGGUAAUUAUUGAAGAUAUUCUUUAAAUGUUUGAUCACUUAGUAUACGAGUGAGAAGCUUUUACUACAUUUGUUACUUAUUUACAACUAUUUCAAUC